UCCUAAAUCUGUAAAACAACCAUUGGUGUUGCACUUUUUAGCACAAGGAGUUGAGCAAUGGAUUAGACAAUACUACAGAAAUUGUGACAAGAUACUGGUAGUGGGUGAAGUUGAUUUCUCCUUCUCUUCUAUUUUGGCCUCCUUUGGUUUAGCUUCUAACAUGACCGCCACUACUCUCGAGUCCCGUGAUUUUUUCAUCAAAGAUUAUGAUAAGAAUGCUCUUGAAAACAUUGUUACUUUGAGAAGGAAGGGAUGCAAGGUCAUGCAUGGUGUUGAUCCCAAGUACCUGGCUGACCACUCAUUAUUGCAUGGUGUUGUUUUUGAGCGGAUAGUCAUUAUUCUUCCGUUUUUUGGUUUUCCCAACUUGAAAUCCCGCACUUUCCGACUAAGAAGGCAUCAAUUCCUUGUGAGGGAGUUUAUAGAAAAUGCUAUGAAGCUGAUUGAUAAAAAUGGAGAAAUCCAUAUAGCACAAAGGAGGAUAAGAGGUCUCCGAAGUGAAUGGGAAAUGAUCCGAGCAGCUGAUUUCAAUGUUGAUGAUUGUCUCUAUACCAGAUUUGAAUUUGUAACGCCAUCUUCAAGCUACUAAAUCAUUCGUCCGCAUGGAAUUCUGAUAACAAAGUGAUAUUCAAAUUUUAAGUCCAUGGUUCAUGGUUGGUAGAAUGGCUCCAACACACACACACAAAACUGUUACUAAGAUUGCAUCAACAUUUGCUCUCCAA
Messenger RNA from Cuscuta epithymum, 719 nucleotides. The record is from the annotation of a GenBank genome assembly. NCBI's taxonomy places the organism in Eukaryota, Viridiplantae, Streptophyta, Magnoliopsida, Solanales, Convolvulaceae.